CAAUUUGUACUUUCCAACCAAUUGCCUACACUCACAAACACACGCCUCGUUGGUAUAUAACACCAACUCUGAGUGGAAAGAGAGACAAAUUUGAUUUAUGAACGGUUAACUGACCAUGUACCAGUGAUAUUACACAGGGAACAUGAAGAACUACCAUUCUAAGCAAGGUUCCCAGGGGGGGAAGAAGUGGGCAGGACUUCUGGCGUGUCAGACCAUCCUCCUUGUGCUGAUUGGCCUCUUGGUAUCCAUCAGCACCAAUCAGGCAGCUGCAGAGCCCCUGUCAAAUGUCACUCAACCUCGGGAGACCCCCGAGGAAGAGUUGGCAGCCCUGAAGUUGGAUAUGAGUACUGUGCUGCUUCGCUACAGCCGCCUACGUGAUAACUAUGCCAGUCUGGCAAAAAACUGCUCUGCCACAGUGGUGAAUUUCACAGGGUGCCCAGAGGGGUGGCUUCAUGUACUGGUAAAUGAAAAAUGUUACUACUUCAGUAAUGACAAGAUGGACUGGCCGAGCAGCAGAGACAAUUGUACAUCAAUGGGCGGCCACCUUAGCAUCCUGCACAGCAAGAGCGCGCAUGAAGCCCUGGAAAAAGAGGCAAGUGGGAUUGGUGUGUUUAAUACCUACUUCUGGAUCGGCCUAUCAGACAGAGAGAUGGAGGGGGACUGGAGAUGGGUGGACAACACAACGCUCACAAAUAACUUCUGGAAACCGUUUAGCUUGGAGCCUGAUAACAAUGUCUCCGGUGGGCUGAAAGGUGAGGACUGUGUGGUCAUGGAGAGUAACACUCAUGCCUGGUCCGACGUGCCCUGUGAAUUCAUCUACUACCGCAUCUGUCAAAUGGAUGCCUUCCCCAUUACUUCUCCUUGAAUCAGCGGGUGAAAGACACCGCUGACCAUGAAAUGAACUUAGAGUGGCAGGGAUUCAAUAGAAGGCGCAUUGUAGGGUUGCACUGUUGACAAUGUGCAUUUUAAAUGCGAUUUUCCCCAUGUUUUAGGAAUUCAAAUUCUGUGUAAACGCAGUGGUAAUCAAGUGUAAAUUCCCUUUUAAAGUCAAAUGCAAUGUGCAUUUCCCUAACGUGCAUUGGAUUGAAUGCCAGUCACGGUAAUGUAAUCAGUCAAACCAGAUGAAGAAGUGACCGUUGGUAUCUACUUGUGUUGGUGUCUGUCCACCCACCACUGAAGGUAUUUCAAUAAAGCUGCCAAUCAGUCA
Molecule: messenger RNA, 1207 nt
Organism: Oncorhynchus keta (chum salmon)
Lineage: Eukaryota; Metazoa; Chordata; Actinopteri; Salmoniformes; Salmonidae
Product: C-type lectin domain family 4 member E-like
Exons: 5
Coding region: 143-865 (240 amino acids)
Biological process (GO): biological process involved in interspecies interaction between organisms; immune response
Cellular component (GO): external side of plasma membrane
Molecular function (GO): carbohydrate binding
Source: RefSeq, a predicted model, not a curated record